CCCCACGUCCUGGGCACUGAGACCCCCACCCAGUGGCAACGGACCCACCCCUGGGAGUCAAGCAGGCCGUCUAGGGUUAAGAAGACCUGAGCGGACAAGAUGGCUUCAACUGGCCUUGAACUCCUGGGUAUGACCCUGGCCGUGCUGGGCUGGCUGGGCACCCUGGUGUCGUGUGCCUUGCCCCUGUGGAAGGUGACCGCCUUCAUCGGCAACAGCAUCGUGGUGGCCCAGGUGGUAUGGGAGGGUCUGUGGAUGUCCUGCGUGGUGCAGAGCACCGGCCAGAUGCAGUGCAAGGUCUACGACUCCCUGCUGGCGCUGCCCCAGGACCUGCAGGCUGCUCGCGCCCUCUGCGUCGUUGCCCUCCUGCUGGCCCUGCUCGGGCUGCUGGUGGCCAUCACAGGGGCCCAGUGCACCACGUGCGUGGAGGACGAAGGCGCCAAGGCCCGCAUCGUGCUCACCGCGGGGGUCCUCCUUCUCCUCUCCGGCAUCCUGGUGCUCAUCCCCGUCUGCUGGACCGCACACGCCGUCAUCCAGGACUUCUACAACCCCCUGGUGGCGGAGGCCCUCAAGCGGGAGCUCGGGGCCUCCCUCUACCUGGGCUGGGCCGCUGCUGCCCUGCUCAUGCUUGGGGGGGGCCUCCUCUGCUGCACGUGCCCUCCACCCCAGAUUGAGCGGCCAAGAGGACCAAGGCUGGGUUACUCCAUCCCCUCCCGCUCAGGGGCUUCUGGACUGGACAAGAGGGACUAUGUAUGACGUGGAAAGUGUCCCUGGAAACCCGCAGCUCAGAGUCUUGACCUUGCCCCCACUGCCAACACCUCCCGAGGCAAAACCCCUUUCCCAGAAGCUCCAAUCAGGGCUGGCUAUGGAGUGGGGUCCCUACGGGUCCUUCUCCUACCUUGCCCUCUAGGCAGAGCCAGAACUGACAGGGUGUGCCCCUCUGCCCCCCCAACCUCCCCACUCUGCUCCCCCUGGACGAACUGCUCACUUCUUUGAUCCACAGCUUAGGCUGGCCAUCCUCUUCCUCUGAGGCUACCCCUGGCCUAGGAAUUCGAGCUUCACCCAAAGGGCAGAAGGUCCUUGGCUCCAAAAUAAGGAGGGGAUCCCUGCCUGGGGUGGGUCCUCCCCAGCCUGGCCACCACCUGAAUCCAGAGGUCCAGGCCAGGAGCCCCAGCCAAUCACCCCACCCUCUAUGCCCACCUGCCAGUGGGAAAUAAACAAGAGAAUUUGUA
Messenger RNA from Mustela erminea (ermine), 1229 nucleotides. RefSeq names its product claudin 9 (gene CLDN9). Lineage: Eukaryota; Metazoa; Chordata; Mammalia; Carnivora; Mustelidae. The transcript has a single exon. Gene Ontology annotation, biological process: bicellular tight junction assembly; cell adhesion. The record is from RefSeq and is a predicted model, not a curated record. Gene Ontology annotation, molecular function: structural molecule activity. Gene Ontology annotation, cellular component: plasma membrane; bicellular tight junction. Bases 100 to 753 code for a protein of 217 amino acids.